Centruroides sculpturatus (bark scorpion) is the source of this 5724-nucleotide messenger RNA. RefSeq names its product dedicator of cytokinesis protein 4-like. Gene Ontology annotation, molecular function: guanyl-nucleotide exchange factor activity; small GTPase binding. The record is from RefSeq and is a predicted model, not a curated record. Gene Ontology annotation, biological process: small GTPase-mediated signal transduction. Lineage: Eukaryota; Metazoa; Arthropoda; Arachnida; Scorpiones; Buthidae. Gene Ontology annotation, cellular component: plasma membrane; cytoplasm. The transcript is spliced from 31 exons. Bases 214 to 4860 code for a protein of 1548 amino acids.
UAUGAAAAAUAUUUGUAUUUAAAAUGCAAAAUUAUAUUGACUACACUAUUUUUCUAAGGUGAUGUCAGAAAUGAUCUUUAUCUGACUUUGGAUAAAGGAGAAUUUGAAAAAGGUGGAAAAUCAACAGGAAAAAAUAUAGAAGCUUCAGUAGUUUUAGUUAAUAUAGAAGGUUAUAUUUUAGAGAAAUGUAUCAGUGCAGGAUCAGGACAAGAAAUGAUUACAGAAUAUCAGUCAAUGGUACUAUAUCACAAUAAUUCUCCUCGGUGGGCUGAUGUAAUAAAGCUUGUAAUACCUAUUGAAAGAUUUGAUGGUGCUCACGUCAGAAUCGAGUAUUACCAUUGUUCAACUCGUGAUAAAGAUAAGAAGUUGUUAGGAUUCUCUUUCAUUCAAUUAAUGGAUGAUAAAGGUACAAUUUUACGAAAUGGCACACAUGAACUUUAUGUUUACAAGUGUGAAGAAAAAUGUAAACUGCAAGAACCUAGAUCAUAUUUAAGUCUUCCUUCUGGUCCUAAAGAUGGAGGUGGCUCUACUCCAGGUAGUGCAGGAAGUUCUGGUCCAGUACCUCCUUCUCCUCCACCAUUUCCAACAAAUAUUAUUGGACAAUGUUUUAUUCGAAGUCCAAGAGAGAAUGUAUAUAUCAAUACUCUUUUAUGUUCUACAAAAUUAACUCAAAAUGGUGACUUGUUGUCAUUAUUAAAAUGGAAAACUCAUCCAGAUAAGAUACAAGAUACAUUAAAUAAAGUUAUGAAACUAAAUGGAGAAGAAAUUGUUAAAUUUCUGCAAGAUAUAUUGGAUGCCCUUUUUUCUAUGUUUUCAACUGGAGAUGGAAAUUCAACUACUCACUCUGGUCUUGUAUUUAAAGUUUUGGUACAUAUUCUGAGUCUGUUGGAAGAUAGCAAAUUUGAACAUUUUAAACCAGUUAUGGAUACUUAUAUUACUGGACAUUUUGCAGCUGCAUUAGUUUAUAAGGGUCUUUUAAGUUGUGUGAUGCAUUGUGCUGAUCUUGUAAAAGAUGCUGACAGACAAGAUGCAAUUCAGAAAUGUUUUCAUUCAUUAGAAUAUAUUUUUAAAUUUAUAAUUCAAUCAAGAUUGUUGUUUGCAAGAGCUACAGGUGAUCAAAAUGAAGAAGCAUUUAGAUGUGAUCUAUCAUCACUUUUUACAUCAUUUGGGAAUAUGCUUGCUAUUAGUCAUGAUCCUGCAGUUUUACCUACUCAGAUAGCUUUAGUUAGCAGUUUUAGUCAUAUCUAUGAACAGUUAUUAAAAGUGCUACCUGUCCAAGAAGUUGCUAAAGUUAUUAAAAUGACCAUUGAUAAAUUAACAGCUGAAUCUCCCAUUGCUUUAAUUCAAGCUAAAUUACAAUGUAUGCUUGAAACUGUGAAGAGUUGUGUAUUUCGUGAUUCAGAUUCAAGAUUAUACCUUAUGGAUGUUUUUAUUUGCCAUCUACAAGUACAUCUUUUACAUCAACAAGAAUUAAGACUUUGUGCAGAUAUUCUUGGAGAAAUGUUAAUAUUCAUGCAUCAUGAAUUGGAACAACUUGAACAGUCACAAGCAGAUCAAGAUCUCAAAGAAACCAAUUAUGGACAUGGUAGCAACUUUAUUAUGUCAUUGGCUGGAUUAAGUAUUAGUCAAGAAGUAGAAAUGCUUGUUCUUGGGCUUUUAGAAGCAUUAAUAUACACAUUAAAAGAAAUUGACAAAACUUCAUUAGUUGCAGGACCUCUUGUGGCUUGUUUGAUAGCUUUGUUACGUCUAACGAGGGUGCAACAUUAUUGUCAGUUAUGGGAAAAAUUUGGAGACAAAAAUUCUAUAAGAGAUCAUCAACAAUUGAGAGACUUUUUGUUCAAUACAUUUUUUGUGUUUCGAGAAUUAGUGAAACAAGAAGUGUUUUCGAAAGAUUGGAUGGUACUUCGAAUGGUGAUGAAUCAUUUACAGCUUUGGAGUAGUUACUUCACAUUAGCAGUAGCUUUCUUAACACAAAAUUCUUUACAAUUAGAAACUUUUUCUGAAAUGAAGAGAGAAAAAAUUAUUCAAAAAUAUGGAGACAUGAGAGUUUUAAUGGGAUUUCAAAUUUUAUCGAUGUGGGGAAAUUUAGGUGAUCGUAAAAUACAUUUCAUUCCUGCAAUGGUUGGUCCAUUUCUCGAAGUUACCCUUGUUCCAGAGACUGAAUUGAGAAAAGCAACACUUCCGAUUUUCUUUGACAUGAUGGAUAGUGAACAAAGAGCUCACGGAAACUUUAAACAGGUUGAAUCUGAAUUAAUUGAUAAACUGGACAUAUUGGUUAGUGAAAAUAAAGGAGAUGAUGAAUAUCGACAAUUAUUUAAUACUAUGGAACAUUUAAGUUCAGUUUUGUUAUCAAAAGUAAAAUCAAAUGAUCCUGUUUGGAAAGAAAAUGGAAUUGCGUUCAUUAAUUCAAUAACUCGUCUUUUAGAAAGGUUGUUAGAUUACAGAAAUGUCAUGGAAGGAGAAGAAAACAGAGAUAAACGUAUGAGUUGCACAGUAAAUCUGCUUAAUUUUUAUAAAAAUGAAAUCAAUCGAAAAGAAAUGUAUAUUCGUUAUAUCUACAAACUAUGUGAACUUCACUUGCCAGCAGAAAACUAUACAGAGGCAGCAUUCACACUUAAAUUGCAUGCAGAUUUGCUGACUUGGUCUAAUAGAACUUUGCCAGCAGAUUCACGAUACUGUCAACAACCUGAAUGGCAACGUAGAGAAUUGUUGUAUCUUAAAAUAAUUGAAUAUUUUGAUAAAGGAAAAUGCUGGGAAGAAGGAAUUCCAUUAUGUAAAGAAUUAGCUGAACUAUAUGAGAAGAAAUUAUUUGAUUAUUCAAAAUUGAGUUUUAUUCUUAAAACGCAAGCAAAAUUUUUUGAUAAUGUUUUAACCCAAAUUAGACCUGAGCCAGAAUAUUUCAGAGUUGGGUAUUAUGGCAUAGGCUUCCCUCUUUUCUUACGAAAUAAAGUAUUUAUUUAUCGUGGAUUGGAAUAUGAAAGAAUUGAAGCAUUCACUCAACGACUACAAACUGAAUUUCCACAAGCUCAAAUCUUGAUGAAGAAUACACCUCCUGAUGAUAGCAUUAUGAAUUCAGAUGGACAAUAUAUUCAAAUUUGUAAUGUAAAGCCUUUGCCAAAAUUACAUCCAGAGUUUGAAGGACAUGACAUUCCUGAUAAAAUUCUUAGCUAUUAUUUAAUUAAUGAUGUGAAAACUUUUCAGUUUGAUAGACCACUGCAUAAAGGUCCAGUUGAUAAAGAAAAUGAAUUUAAGAGUCUUUGGAUUGAAAGAACAACUCUAACAAUAGCAUCGUGUUUACCUGGAAUUCUGAGAUGGUUUGAAGUAAUUGAACGUCACUUGGAAGAAUUAUCACCAAUUGCUCACGCAUGUGAAAGCAUAGAACACAUGAAUCAGGAAUUACGCCGUCUAAUUGGACAAUAUUCAACCGAUCCUCGCAGAUCAAUCAGCCCACUUAGCAUGCGACUCCAAGGAGUUAUAGAAGCUGCUGUAAAUGGUGGAAUAGCAAAAUAUCAAGAAGCUUUUUUUACGCCUUCUUUCUUAUCACAAAAUUCGGAACAAGCAGAUAAAAUAGGUCGUUUAAAAGCAUUAAUUCUUGAAAAGGUUCAAAUACUUGAAGGUGGUUUAUCACUUCAUGGUAGACUUGCUCCACAAGAAGUUCUUCCAUUGCAUAGGAGACUGGUUGAUAGAUUUUCUGUGAUGAAACAAUCAAUUCGAGAUUCUGAUUCUCCUUGUAUCUCUCGAAUUUCAACAAGUCGCAGAGGAGAGCUACCAACACCUCCAAUUUUAGAUUCAGAUAAUCGACGUCCAUCUAUUGUAAACACGCCUCUGCCUCCAAUUCCUGGGGAAGUAAUAUUAAAGAAACCUGUUGAAUCAUGCGGAAGUAAUCGUUCGUCAUCAUCCGGAUCAGGUAUUUAUGGACACUUUUUGCCAGAAAAUUCUGACGAUGAAGAUAUCUAUAGUAGGCCUCAAGAUUAUUCCGAACAUAAGUUUCCAUCCGAAAGACCGUCACCAUUAUCUCAGCCAUUAAUAAAUCAAAACUCUCCUGUGUUAUCACCUACAGUACCUCCACCUUUGCCUACUAGACCACAUUCUGUUGCUUUGGGUCCUUUGCCAGAAUCAAAGCAGCUAAUAGUUGACAAGAGUAUGCAGUCUUCAAAACCUUGGGAUGUAUCACUGGUUCAUAAAGAAAAUUUAGAUGAUGGAACUGGUUAUGCAAAUCCAUUUCCACAACAAUUUAGCAGUAAAAUAGUGAGUCCAAAAAUAAUUAACAAGUGGCCACAUAUUUCGGACAAUUCUCCGGGAAACGUACAGUCUCCAACUGGAAGUUUACAAAUUACUUCCCCGAUAGUGUCGGGAUCAACAAGAAACAGCUGGUCAGAACAAAGCUAUAUGACAGAUGUAGACGGUGCUCCUCCUUUGCCACCAAGAGGUAACGAGAAAAGAAUGGUUACAUCUUGGACUGGAUCAUCAUCUGUGGAGGAACAAAAACCAGCUUUACCCCGAAGAUUAGUUAAAAAGUAUUCCAUUCCAUCCACCACAACCCAAGACAGCCUCAAUGUGCCAACAGGGAAUGAUAUUCGUGACACAUCACCACUUCCGACACCUACGAGUCCUUCACACUCAACCGUUUCUUCUUACAAAGAUGAUUCCGGUUUACCUCCUCCACUACCUUGUAAGAGAUCCACCAUGUUUGUUAGCAAUAGUAAUGGUAGUCAGCAUGUCGAUCUCACAACUCCUAAUAGCAACGCCACGUGGUCGUCUUCUGUCGAAGCAUCCGAAAAUCCAGACUACCAUUAUUCCGGAAAUCUCGAAGUAUCCGACGUUUCACCUUUGCAACAUAAUGCGAACGUGGAUGGAUGAUCAUAAAUUUAACUUAUUGAGUUUCUUAAUAUUUAAUUCUCUCAUUUGAGAGUUUUAUAAUAGGGAAAUCCUUUGGAUAUAUAUCAAAAUAGAAUGGACUUAUUACAUCAUAUAAGAAAAAUUAGCAUGCUCAAAGAAUUUCACAUCAUCCUAAAAUACUUUACAAGUUCAAAAAUCACCAUAGUUAUUUGCUUGGUUGGUUUCUAUCAAUGCCAGUGCAGAAUAUAUCUUCAUAAAAAUUAUUUAUAUGUCACUUUUUAUAUCAGAUGAGAAAUUUAUGAGUCAGUUUGCAUUCCAGUUGGUAAUGACCAAAUAGAGUGCACAAGUUCUAUUAUUUAUUAUAUAUUGUAAAUGAUAUAUAAAUUAUCUUUCUUAUUAUUAUUUAUUCUUGUCCUAUAGAUAUAAUUAUUUGUAAAUCAGAUUAUAUUUGUUUAAUGAAUUAUGGUAGCAGUACUCCAAAAACUGCUACUUGUAGUACAUUAUCAGUUUUUUCAGGAGCUAUACCUUCAUAUAAAUAUUCAGGAAUUUAUGUAAUGUAUUAUAUUUGUAUAUUUAUUAAUCCCACAUUUUAAUAUACAUUUAAAAAAUAAUAAUUAUUAAGUAUGCGAAUGUUUUUCCAAGGUAGAGAUGGGAAACCCGACCGACAGUGCGGAACCACAAAGUCAAUAUUUAAUUCCAUACCUUGAUUAAGGCCUUGCAUAUGGGCUUCCUAAGUCGGGUGCUAAAAAAAAUUCUCCAACUUGGCACAUUUUCUAAAGAGUUUUUAAAAUAAAUCAUAAUAGAAUAAUUUUUAUUAAAUGUAAAUUUUAUAAAUUUUUGUAAUACAAAUAAAUUAUUGUUGAUAAUUUUCCAAGCUAUAGAGAG